AUGGUGAACAGGAGGCAGAAUGGCAACCUGCUUGUGCACCUGGGACCCAAGCUGCAGGCUUACCCGGAGGAGCUGCUCCGGCAGCGGCGAGGCCACGACGGCCGGCCGGAGUACCUGAUCCAGUGGAGUCUGGUCAGCUUGGAAGAGAGAGCAGUGGGAGGCGGCAGUGCCUCCUCUGCAGAGGCCAAGCCGGAGAACAUCUCGCUGUGGAUGUCUGCAGAAGAGGUGUGCGCCAGCUGCCCGGCGCUGCUGGGCGAGAGGAAGCUGGCAGGGCAGCGGGUGAAGGAGGAGAAGGCAGCCGGCCCGUUGGCCUCGGACGUCCCGCUGGAUGUAGCCUCGCUGCUGGAGAUGAAGGCUGACGUCAGGAGCCUGGUGCAGCGAGCCGGGCGGCAGAUGGCCGAGACCGGGGCCCCCGAGUCCUCCGUCCUCAACACCAUCCAUGUGCUGAGCGCCUACGCCAGCAUUGGCUCGCUGGCAGGUGCCUUCAGGGAGACGGGAGCCCUUGACUUGCUGACGAAGAUGCUGUGCCACAAGGAGAAGCAAAUCCGCCGCAGCGCCGGCAAGAUGCUGAGGGCCCUGGCUUCCCGUGACGCAGGGAGCCGGGCCUACGUCCUGCUGUCCCUGAGCCAGCAGGAUGGAAUUGAGCAGCACAUGGACUUCGACAGUCGCUACACCUUGCUGGAGCUGUUUGCUGAGAUGAUGUCCUCUGAAGAGCACUGCAUGUCCUUUGAGGGGAUUCACCUUCCCCAGAUCCCCGGGAAGCUGCUGUUCGCCCUGGUGAAGCGCUACCUGUGUGUCAGUUCUCUCAUGGACAAGCUCAGCAGCGACCUGGAGCAGGGAGGGGAGCAGCAGGACUGCGCCGUGCCCAGCCCGCCUCCUGAGGAGAGGAGCCGCCUGAAGCAGGAGUUUGAAUUCAGCAUGGCUAUGGCCAACCUCAUCCUGGAGCUGGUGCACGUGAUGGGCUGGGACCACGGCCACAAGCCGGAGCCGCUGCCCCAACGGGAGCUGCAGCCUCGCGCCACCCGCUCCAUCUUCCA
This is a messenger RNA of Eurypyga helias (sunbittern), 1037 nucleotides long. RefSeq names its product cullin-9-like. The transcript has 3 exons. The record is from RefSeq and is a predicted model, not a curated record. The annotation marks the transcript as partial. NCBI's taxonomy places the organism in Eukaryota, Metazoa, Chordata, Aves, Eurypygiformes, Eurypygidae.